Colletotrichum destructivum is the source of this 2166-nucleotide messenger RNA. RefSeq lists its product as uncharacterized. The coding region runs from base 1 to 2166 and encodes 721 amino acids. NCBI's taxonomy places the organism in Eukaryota, Fungi, Ascomycota, Sordariomycetes, Glomerellales, Glomerellaceae. The record is from RefSeq and is a predicted model, not a curated record. The transcript has 7 exons.
AUGUCAGGCUCAGAGCGUUCGAUACCCAGGCCGAGUUGUCAACCAUCAUCAGUCGAUUUCAUUGACCAUCACCUACCUCGACAUCACAAAGCUUUCUCUGACCUUAUGGUACAUUAUGAUUCUUCACUGGGAAGAUACGUGCCCAGCAAUCAGGCUCUGGCAACAGCGGCUGAAAACACGUCCACAUUUAACUCGCCCUUUGGCACAGUAUCGUCCCCUCACAGCACUUCGCAAGGUCCUGAGAAUACAUCGCAUGGAACGGUCCCUCUCAGGCCAGCAUGGGAUACCAUAGGAUCCAUGGCUCUUUGGAAUGAGAUCUUUCAAGAAGCCAUGAACCAAUUCAGGGAUGCGACAACGGAGCCCAAAGACCGGUGUAAGUCCGGAACCAGUAUCCGGGCUGAGGGCGACUGGGAGUCUGUUUACACGAAGCUCGAAAAAGCCCAGAGAUACUACCAAGAUGAAGGCGGCCGAGUAGGGUGGUUCAGAAAGAAACGAAGAGACGCUGCCGAUCAAGCGCCCUUUGUGGCCGAAGUUGUGGGAAACGCUGCAAAAGUCUUGCCAGAUAGCGUGUUCUCUACCCCAAUUCUGGGCGUUAUACAAGUCAUUUUGGAUACUGUCAAAAAAGGGGCAGAAGUACGCGAUCAAGUGUCUGACAGUCUAGAUGGUCUCAUCCCCAUCUUUUCCGAUGUGGAGCUCUUCUUGUCAACCUUCAGAGGCGAUGAGAAUAUACGAAAGGCGGCAGUAGAUUUGGCUGUCGCAGUAAUAGAAGCGAUCGAACGAGCAAUAGGGUUCUUUACUAGCAAGGAGAUUGUUCGUGGGGUGAAAGCCUUUGGCCUCGGUAGCUUCUAUGAACAUAACUUGGUGCAAAGUCUUGAGUCAAUCAACAAAAAGGCACAAAGGCUCAUGCAAGAAGCAACCAAGUCCGACAUGUUCGAAGGCCGAAUGUACUCACAAGAGACAAUGAGAAUGUUGCAACGAGCGGCGGAUGCGCAGCAAAAGUCAUUAGAAGUACAGAAGCAGAUAUCAGCGGAGCAGGCUAGGGAAAUUUCGUUGCUUACUGACAUCAAAAACUUGCUUGACGACCACCACAAGGAAAGAGACCAAGAAGUCGAAUUCCUCAGAGUCGAGAUCAUUUCUCUGCGAAGUGUAUCUCCAGGUCUAGGGAAUCCAUGGGGGCCGUAUAUGCCACCACCACAGCCUUCGCAACCCGUAUUGGACUGGCCGGUGACCCAAGACAGAUUGCGCCAGAUACUCAGUAGCGGAGAUACCGACCUCGUGGACGCGUCCUUUGCAGCCUCCAGAACUCCGGAUUUCCCCUCCAGGGAACGCGCCCAUGCCCAACAAAUCGUCGGCAAUCAACUCUUCCGCGCUUGGAUGAUGUCCCCGCACUCGACCAAGUUGCUCAUUCACUGGGACCGGAAGCCUCCGAGGCAGGUGGCCAACCUCUCGCCCUUAUCGCUCUUUUGCGUCUCUAUGGCCGAGAUGCUCUACGGACAUCAGCGCUUCAUCCCCCUUCUCUGGCUCUGCGGACGUCAUAUCUCCCCGGGUGAUCGGUUCAGUGGAGGUCGCUCUAUGCUGGCCAGCUUGGCCGGCCAACUGCUUCGGCAACACGAGUUUGACGUGCGUUCUGUCAUGACAGCCGGCGCAGUCGACCUUAGCCGUCUGCAGGCCGGCGACGAGAAGGAGACCCUGAGGUUACUGUAUUUUCUCAUUUGUCAUAUCCCUGAGUCCAUCACGCCCGUUUUUCUUAUCGAUAACGUCAUAUUCUAUGAGCGUGAGGAGAUGGAGGCCGACCUUGCCUUGUCUUCCUUGUUGAAGCUAGUUGUUGACGGGAACCUGCGCGCUGCCGUGAAGGUUCUUUUCACGAGUACACCGGGCACAAGACACAUAAGGGGGGCCUUUGAUGAUGACAAUCUGAUACUGGAGGUCGAUACUCUGCCAAAAACGGUUUGGUCUCCCAGUGACGAACGCGUUUCAAGAGAGUUGGUCUCAGUCGGUAUUCUCCCGCCCCUUCGUGACUGCGAAGGGAGCCGGUCUAGGUCGUCCGAUACCGGGACUGUGAACUUCACAUCUUCUCCGCAAUCCCUAUCAAAUCUCUAUUUAAUCGCUCCUCCAUCCGAAGCUGGACAGUCCUCCAAGAUUGGAAAAGAUAAGAAGCGGCGCUAA